Molecule: messenger RNA, 789 nt
Organism: Colletotrichum graminicola M1.001
Lineage: Eukaryota; Fungi; Ascomycota; Sordariomycetes; Glomerellales; Glomerellaceae
Exons: 1
Coding region: 1-789 (262 amino acids)
Source: RefSeq, a predicted model, not a curated record
AUGUCUCGCAUGUCUCACUCCAGCCGCGAUACCAACAGUGGCGUCCUCACCAAGAGGACCCGAGGAGACACAACUAUGGCCCGGACGCGGCGUUCCCACUCUCCAUCCACCCGCUCCCGCUCCUCCUCUGCCGGACCUCGCGAGCACCGCCGGCCCAGCAUCAAGACCGCCGCAGUCCUCGUCGCUGCCGUCGCCGUCGCCACCAUCUGCCUCCACAAGCUCUGGCCGCGCAGCUCCCACAAGGACCAUUGGGAGCCGUCUCCCGCGUCGUCGGCCGGCCGCCUCUCGCGCCGACGUAACGCCAUCCGCGACCGCCACAACGGAUAUCUUGACUACGACGACCACAAUGUCUUCGACCGCAACGACCAUGUGCGCAGCGACAGGAGGAGGAGGCUGCCCGAGAGGGAGCACUACCCAGCCCCAAGCCACAGCGACGGGCGGUCGAGGGGCUAUGGUAGCGACAGUGACGGGGACUCGUACCACUCCGACGAAUACCUGCCUUCUCCCAGUGAGCGCUUCUCCAACCGGCGGAGUACGAUCGAGGGGGACCGCCGGUCAAAAUCCCGUGGGAUCAGUGCGCUGGAUAACAACGAGAUCGUCCGGUAUGAGAGGCAGUCAAACAUGUCGUUUGAGGAAGAGCGGCCGCAACGGCCACAAUAUAAUGAAGCCGUUGCGGACUGGAGCCGGCGGGGAAGCCAGCUGCCGUCGUCGCUGUCCGACGAGCAGAGUUACAAGGGCGAGUCGGAGUAUGCCGACCGGAGGUCCCGGCGAAGACCCGUCUACCACUAG